Asparagus officinalis (garden asparagus) is the source of this 1527-nucleotide messenger RNA. RefSeq names its product vesicle-associated protein 3-1-like. Bases 36 to 734 code for a protein of 232 amino acids. The record is from RefSeq and is a predicted model, not a curated record. NCBI's taxonomy places the organism in Eukaryota, Viridiplantae, Streptophyta, Magnoliopsida, Asparagales, Asparagaceae. Gene Ontology annotation, biological process: endoplasmic reticulum membrane organization. Gene Ontology annotation, cellular component: endoplasmic reticulum membrane; plasma membrane. The transcript has 7 exons.
AAUUUUAUUGAGUUUAGAGUUCGAGGGUCUGACGCAUGCAUUUGGGUUUCCUACAGUUCACUAAGAAGUCAGAUAAUAAGGUGGACAACGUCACACUGCAAGUUAUUUGCGUCUUACCAACAUCUAGUUGUCGGUUACUUGGUCCCAAAAUAACCACCGGCAAGCUAAUUGAGGUUAAACCAACAAAAAUCCGAUUCCCAUUUGAAUUAGAGAAGCAGAUAUCGUGCUCUAUCUUUAUAUCCAACAAAACUGAUGACCACAUUGCCUUGAAGUUGACGUCCACGAAUUCGGUGGACUACAGCAUUCGACCUUCCAUGGCAAUCAUCUUACCACGAUCCACAUGCGAAGUCAUUGUUCUAAUGGAAGAGCAAAGGAAAGCACCACGCAACAUGAGAUGCGAUGUCACUUUUUCUAUUAAUGCCGUCGUCGCCUUUGCAGGAGCCACUGCGAAGGACAUCGUUGCUCAUAAAAUGUUUUUCAGAGAGUCGGGUAAUACAGUAGACAUGGUGAAGCUGAAAGAUAUAUAUGUAUCACCGCCUAAGCCUCCAUCGCCGGUUCCUGAGAGAUGCGACAAGCGAUCUUUGUAUUGGGCUUCUGCUACAACAACUUUACGGAAAUUUUGUAAUGGCUUUGCGAGGAGGAGAAUGUGGAAAUCCCACACAAAAAUAAACUCUAAUAGUGACUUGAUCAGAGAGCCGUUGCUGGUUUCUUCUUCUAAUCAAACUGGAGCCUAAAUGUGUCGUACAAUUCAAAUACAUAUACUGCAGAAGUUAAUGUUUCCAAACCACAUGAAAUCAUGAAUGGGAUAUGUGGUUACUUUUUUCAAAGAGCAUGGUUUUGGUUCAUGUUCUUUUGCUUUUUUAUUUUUAACAAACUCAGAUAGAAUUAUUACAAAGAAUAGCAAUUGAGCUGUUGCGUAAUAAGAAAACAGUAGCGUGCUCCUACAUGUUAAUCAAUAUUCUGUUUCAGUAAUCUUGUAUGAUGCAAGGAUGCAAGGAGGAACCAGAACGUGAACAAAAAUUGGAGCAAAGAACAGCUAGAGCCAAAUAGUUCAAUUUAGUACCAUAUUGAAAACACAUUUUCCUAACUCUUAAAAAAAAGAAAACACAUCGAAACACUUUCUUAAUAAGCAAACAUUCCCAAUACUCAUACUUCUAACUCCUAAAAAAAGACAACACAUUGAAACACUUUCUUAAUAAGCACUAAUAAUAAAGGCCGUAAAUCAGUGGCUGGGAGGGAAAAUGGGAGCCUGUGAGAGGGGGUGGGAGGGAAAAUGGGAGCCUGGGAGAGGGGGUGGGAGCAUUAACCUUGGAUAGAUUUAAUCUCGACAUUGGUGAUAAGUAGGCCCAGAGCAAUAAUUGCUCCCCACGCCACAGCAGUAAAAACAGUCAUUAGGGCAAUGGGGAUUUUGAAAAUCUCCAGGAUAACCAAAAGUACAACCGAUAGGAUGGAGAAGACCCCGCUGCAAACCACGACCCAAAGAUUAGGGGUUCGGCUACCCGUCCAGUUUGCCAACAUAACGGCAGA